Messenger RNA from Emericellopsis cladophorae, 1851 nucleotides. RefSeq lists its product as uncharacterized. Lineage: Eukaryota; Fungi; Ascomycota; Sordariomycetes; Hypocreales; Bionectriaceae. The transcript is spliced from 6 exons. Gene Ontology annotation, biological process: positive regulation of RNA polymerase II transcription preinitiation complex assembly. Gene Ontology annotation, molecular function: ATP binding; ATP hydrolysis activity; proteasome-activating activity. Gene Ontology annotation, cellular component: proteasome regulatory particle, base subcomplex; cytosolic proteasome complex. Bases 1 to 1851 code for a protein of 616 amino acids. The record is from RefSeq and is a predicted model, not a curated record.
AUGCCUUCAGAAGCUACAAAAGCGUCAAACGCCGGCAUAGUCACCGCUCAAACCGGCGAGCGCCACAUCCCCGAGUCCCAGCGCGCAGAUGGCAGCACCCGCAAAGCGAUCAAGAUUCGACCGGGCUACCGCCCUGCCGAAGACGUCGAGGUCUACAAGAACCGUACCGCCCAUGCCUUUCAGGAGCGACAAAAGAGGGUAGGAAUCCCAGGAUCGCAGGGGUUGAAGGACGACAGCAGCAAGGCGGCGGAGGCGAGCAGCGCCGCGAGCAAUAAGAACGCAAAACGGCGUGAGGCCAGAAAGAAAGCCAGGGCAACUGAAGAAGAAGAGGGUCCUGCUGCAGGUGCGACAAAGACAGAGGAGCAGCAGACAACUGUGGACCCUGAGGUCGAGAAGGAGAAGAGGGCGAGGAACCUCAAGAAAAAGUUGAAGCAAGCCAGAGAUCUGCAGAACAAGAAAGAGGGAGGCGAAACGCUUCUGCCCGAGCAGAUUGCCAAAGUGAUCAAGAUCAAUGAGCUGAUUCGGGAGUUGGAAGCACUGGGCUUAGAUGCUGACAGCGAGCGCAAUGACAAGCCAGACACGAAGGGGGAGGGGGCCGAGGACGAGGCUACAGGGACAAGAUCAAUGGCACUUCACGUGCAGAAGAGAGUGUACAGGAAGUUCCCCAUAGCCGUCAUGACGCCCGAAGAAGAGCGCCAGGCUGCCCUCAACUCGUACCGGGCCAAGCUCAUCGAGUCUCGGGAGUGGGAAGCCAAGCUCAAGAACCUACGCCUCGAGAUCAAGGAGCUACAGAAGGAAUUUGAUAAGACAGAAGACAAUAUCAAGGCGCUGCAAAGCGUGGGCCAGAUUAUUGGCGAGGUCCUAAAGCAGUUGGAUGAAGAACGAUUUAUCGUGAAAGCGUCUUCAGGUCCCCGAUAUGUCGUCGGAUGCCGUAGCAAGGUCGACAAGGAGAAGAUGAAGCAGGGCACACGUGUAGCAUUGGACAUGACGACAUUAACAAUCAUGCGGAUGCUGCCCCGGGAGGUCGACCCUCUCGUCUACAACAUGUCGCUGGAGGAUCCUGGUCAGGUCAGUUUUGCUGGAAUCGGUGGCUUGAACGACCAGAUCCGCGAACUGCGAGAAGUGAUCGAGCUUCCGCUCAAGAACCCCGAGCUCUUCUUGCGCGUUGGGAUAAAGCCGCCCAAGGGCGUCCUUCUUUACGGACCCCCUGGCACAGGCAAGACUUUGCUGGCGAGAGCGGUUGCCAGCGGUCUUGAGACGAACUUUUUGAAGGUUGUCUCUUCAGCCAUUGUCGACAAGUACAUUGGUGAGUCAGCUCGGCUGAUUCGCGAGAUGUUCGGCUACGCCAAGGAGCACGAGCCCUGCAUCAUUUUCAUGGACGAGAUCGAUGCCAUCGGUGGACGGCGAUUCUCGGAAGGCACCAGUGCGGAUCGCGAAAUUCAGAGAACAUUGAUGGAGCUUCUCAACCAGCUGGACGGAUUCGACUACUUGGGCAAGACGAAGAUCAUCAUGGCAACAAACAGGCCCGACACGCUUGACCCGGCGUUGCUGCGUGCCGGUCGCUUAGAUCGCAAGAUCGAGAUCCCUCUGCCCAAUGAGGUCGGCCGGCUGGAGAUUCUCAAGAUUCACGCCCAAAGUGUGUCGGUGGAUGGGGACAUUGACUUUGAGAGUGUGGUGAAGAUGAGCGACGGCCUCAAUGGUGCUGAUUUACGAAACGUCGUGACAGAAGCCGGACUCUUCGCUAUCAAGGACUAUCGGGAGUCGAUCAGCCAGGAUGACUUCAACGGCGCGGUGCGCAAGGUCGCCGAGUCCAAGAAGUUGGAGGGCAAGCUGGAAUACCAGAAGCUGUAA